Coregonus sp. 'balchen' is the source of this 345-nucleotide messenger RNA. NCBI's taxonomy places the organism in Eukaryota, Metazoa, Chordata, Actinopteri, Salmoniformes, Salmonidae. The record is from the annotation of a GenBank genome assembly.
AUGGAUGUCAGAGAUAAACCAGUCCUGGAGCGGUGGGUUUACAGAAUAAUUGGAGUAGUCAGAUAUACACCAGUCCUGGAGGGUUAAGUAUAUAAAUGGAUAGUCAGAGGAUACACCAGUCCUGGGGGGUUACAGUACUACUGGAUAGUCAGAGAUACACCAGGCCGGGAGGGUAGGGUACAAAGUCUAUUAUGGACCGUCAGAGAUACACCAGUCCGGAGGGUACAUAUUAUAAUGGAUAGUAGAGAUACACAACCCAGUCAUGGAAGGUUUACAGGAAUAAUGGAUAUCGAGAUACACCAGUUCCCUGGAGGGGUACAGUCAAUAAUUGGUAAACUGGAUUGA